UGCAGCAAGAUGCGCUGACGUCACAGCAGGAGGAGAGCAGAAGUGAGCCGGGCCACUCUUCUCCAUCCUAGCGAUGAUGGCGUCCCCACACCCAUGAGCAAGCAGAAAAAGACGAGGAAGAAAGAAAGGAAGAAAGAAAGAAAGCGAGGCCCCUUUCAGGAUCGCGAUGAUUAAUUUUUGCUUCGGACUUCAGUUCGUUCGUCUUUUGUUGCUGAUAUGUCCGGAUCAUUGACUUUGUGUUGGAGGUUGGGGUAAGGCGCAGGUGCCUCCAUCCAUCCGUUCAUCUAUCCGUCCAUCCAGCGCAGUGGAGGGGCCGGGCCGGCCCGAUGGCUGCUGGGGGAGGUGGAGGAGGAUGCGGGGAGUCGGUGGAUCAUUACCGGGCGGAGGUGGAGCGGCUGACCCGAGAGCUCGCGGAGGCGAACCGGGAGAAGGUCCGGGCGGCGGAGUGCGGGCUCGCGGUGCUGGAGGAGAACCAGAGCCUCAAACAGCAGUAUGCGGAGCUCGAGGCCGAGCAGGAGACUCUCAGACAGGAGCUGGAGCAGCUGCAGGAGGCCUUCAGCCAGGCGUACACCACCCAAAGGAAGGUGGCUGAAGAUGGGGAGACCAAUGAGGAGACGCUGCUGCAGGAGUCGGCCACUAAGGAAGCGUACUACAUGGGCCGCCUACUUGAGCAGCAGGCCGAGCUGAAGAGCAGCAGAUCACAGGCGUCCUGCACGCAGGCUGAGAACGAGAGACUCAGCACCAUCCUACAGGAGCUGAGAGAGAGUAACGAGAUGUUGGAGUUACAGAGAAACCAGAUGAGAGAGGAGAUCAGGGAGUUUAAGUUUCGAGAGGCCAGAUUACUGCAAGACUACACCGAACUGGAGGAGGAGAACAUCUCGCUGCAGAAACUGGUGUCCACGCUCAGGCAGAACCAGGUGGAGUACGAGGGCUUGAAGCAUGAAAUCAAAGUUCUGGAGGAGGAAACAGCUCUGCUUAAAAGCCAAUUAGAAGAUGCGCUGCGCCUGAAGGACAUCUCUGAGAACCAGUUGGAGGAGGCUUUGGAUUCUCUGAAAAGCGAGCGAGAACAGAAGUACGCUUUGCGCAAGGAAUUAGCACAUCAUCUAACCGUGUGCGACGGGGGUUUCAGCUCAGGCUGUGCGCACCUGAUCGCCCUGACCUCAGCGCCACCUAGUGGCAGUGCCACCCCGACAGCCGCCACAUCACCCAGCAGUGAGGACGGUGGCAAGUGCAAUGGGCACAUGCUUCAAGGCGCGGCGGGAUCAGUUUUGAGCCGACUGAAUGGAGACUUCAGGCCAUCGAGUUUGAGGAAGACUGAAAUUCUGACCCCUGACCUCUUUAGUGAGCUAAAUGGCCCUGAAAUCCUGAAACAAAGACAACAGCUUCAGCAGGUGGAACGUGAAAAAGCGUCUUUGCUCAACAGCUUGCAGGAAUCACAGGCUUUGCUCCGUCACACACAGGGGGCGCUGACGGAGCAGCAGGAGAAGGCCAGUCGAUUGGGCGAGCGAUUCCGGAAACUUCGCCGCAUGCGCAGCAGCAAGGAAACCAAGGGAGAAGAGGAGGACGAAGAAGAGGAGACAACAUGCGUCCCUAGCAGCCAGGAAGGACUGAGUCUGGAAUUGCUGCAAUGUAAAUACAGGGUGGCUGUGACAGAGGUGGUUGGACUGAAGGCGGAGCUUAAGGAGAUGAAAGAUAGAUAUAAUGAGAGCGUGGAGGCAAGAUUGCGGGCGGAGGAGCAGGGCAAGGCGCAGCUGCAAGCAUUGGAGACACAAGUGGCACAGCUGGAGCACAGGUGCAGGGAAAGCCGGGAGAAGGCGGUGAAUCUGGAACGUGAGCUGCGGGCAUCCACUAACACAGGCUUGGAGACGCAGGGAAUCCUGGGAACUGCCCAAGAAGAGCUGGCGACAUUCAGUGAGGAGUUAGCGCAACUUUACCACCACGUCUGCCUGUGCAAUAAUGAGACACCCAACCGCGUUAUGCUGGAGUACUACCGGCAGGGCCGAAUACCAACGCGCAUUUCCACCCCUGGCCACAAGGGGCAGGACGAUCACCGUGUGUUUUUGACCCCGCGUCUCGCACGUCGUCUGGCGGCAAUUAACGCUGCAACAUCUGCAGAGUCUCGUAGCCCGUCGGACUCACCAUCCAAAGAUUCUCUCACUGCUGAGCAGAGCCCAGUCCGUACGCCACAGGGUUCACCCGUCGUUAGUGCCUCUUCCUCAUCUUCAUCGUCAUCCCCAGCACCCGAGUCGGCCACGGGGUCCGACCUCCGCCGGGAACCCACCAACAUCCACCACCUAAACGCCAUCAUCCGCGACCAGAUCAAGCACUUGCAGAAGGCGGUGGACCGCUCACUCCAGCUGUCCCGCCAGAGGGCGGCCGCUAGUGAACUCGCCCCGCUGAUGGACAAGGACAAGGAGGCCUGCAUGGAGGAGAUUCUCAAACUCAAGUCCCUCACGAGCACAAAGAGGGAGCAGAUCGCAACCUUGCGCCUUUUGCUCAAAGCCAACAAGCAGACGGCUGAGGUGGCUCUGGCCAACCUGAAGAGUAAAUACGAGAACGAGAAGACAAUGGUGACUGAGACCAUGUUGAAGCUGAGGAACGAGCUAAAGGCCUUGAAAGAGGACGCAGCCACCUUUUCUUCCCUCAGAGCCAUGUUUGCCACACGGUGUGAUGAGUACGUGUCUCAGCUGGACGAGAUGCAGAGACAACUCGCGGCGGCGGAGGACGAGAAAAAGACACUCAACUCUCUCCUCCGCAUGGCCAUCCAGCAAAAACUCGCCCUCACGCAGAAACUGGAAGACCUGGAGUUCGACCAAGAGCAGUCGCACCGCCCCCGCCUGGCAAAAACGUCCCGGCUGAGGAGAAGCACACCCAAAAAAGUCGUCAACUUCCUCCUGCCUACCAAGAACUAAACACGCCGGACCCUGUUAACCUACAGGUCUCAGCACCCUGAAGCUUUUCUCCUCGAUUCCCGCCUCCCCUAGACUAGAUCUAAGGCACCGCUUGGAGCUUAAACACCACAGGAGUGCCUCACGCCCGCGACCUUACCGCACCGUGAGCCGAGUUCACUGGACACACUGCGGUGAUGGCAGAGAGGCACAAGCCAAAGUACAACACAAGCCCUGAAUGCUGAUCACAUGAUGCUCUGACAUCAUGGUCAUGUGGUCUCUUGUACAUUUGCAUCCUUGUCCAGCAGCUUUUUGCCUAUGACACUUUUUUACACGCUAACUUAAGAAGUGUUCAUGUUUCACAGUUU
Carassius auratus (goldfish) is the source of this 3256-nucleotide messenger RNA. RefSeq names its product protein bicaudal D homolog 1-like. Gene Ontology annotation, molecular function: cytoskeletal adaptor activity; dynein complex binding; dynein intermediate chain binding. Gene Ontology annotation, cellular component: cytosol; Golgi apparatus. Lineage: Eukaryota; Metazoa; Chordata; Actinopteri; Cypriniformes; Cyprinidae. The coding region runs from base 327 to 2912 and encodes 861 amino acids. The transcript is spliced from 9 exons. The record is from RefSeq and is a predicted model, not a curated record. Gene Ontology annotation, biological process: regulation of microtubule cytoskeleton organization; protein localization to organelle; microtubule anchoring at microtubule organizing center.